AUGUACCUCCUGGGGCUGAUAAGCCUGGAGAAGUGCAACCAUCCCUCAGCAGGCUCUCUGUGGCUGGGCUGAUGGAGGUACGUAGGGAGGGAGGGCUGAGAGGGACUUCCAGCCCACCGCCUACUCCUCCGGAGCUUUAGAGCUCGAUGGGAGAGAGGAGAAACAGUUCUCCUUCAUGACAGAGCGAACAGAAAAAAGGUCGACUCAAAAUGGACUAAAGACGGAGACUCUCGGUCAUCACAGCAAUGAAACGUUAGUUCUUUGAUUUUCGUUUAACUUUCAACUAAUUACCAGCUCCAAGGCUCCAGCGCUGAAAACACCAUACUCUACUCUGCACUGACCUCCAGUGUCAGCAGGCAGUGCUGAUUUAAAGAUGAACAUCAUACACCUUCACUACAACCACACUGGAAAGCUGGACCACCAGCUACCAAGCUCCAACACCAACCAAGGAACUUUGGAUAUUACAACUAUCGUCCUCCUCAUCAUUUGCAGCUUCAUUGUUCUGGAGAACCUCACCGUUCUGGUGGCCAUAUGGAGGAACCACAGGUUUCACAACCGGAUGUACUUCUUCAUCGGGAACCUGGCACUGUGCGAUCUGCUGGCUGGAGUCGCCUACCUGGUCAACUUGCUCCUCUCUGGACAUAAGACUUUUCAUCUCUCACCAACUCUGUGGUUUGUUAGAGAGGGCAGCAUGUUCGUAGCACUCAGUGCCUCCAUCUUCAGUCUCCUGGCCAUCGCUAUAGAGAGACACCUGACUAUGAUCAAAAUGAGGCCUUAUAAUGCCAACAAAAACUACAGAGUGUUUCUGCUCAUAGGGACCUGCUGGCUGAUUGCUAUAAUUCUUGGAGCUUUACCCAUCUUAGGUUGGAACUGCAUUGGCAACCUCCCUGACUGCUCUACAGUCCUGCCUCUUUACAGCAAGAAAUAUGUAGCUUUCUGUAUCACAGUUUUCAUGGUCUUGCUUUUAGUGAUGUCAGUCCUUUACACUCGCAUCUACAUCCUGGUUAAAUCCAGCAGCAGAAAGGUGAGUAAGCACAGACACUCUGAGCACGCAAUGUCCCUUCUACGCACCGUCAUCAUUGUAGUUGGGGUCUUCAUCGCCUGCUGGACACCCAUCUUCAUCCUUCUCCUGGUGGAUGUGGCGUGUGAGCAGCACUGCCCAGUCCUUUAUAAGGCCAAGUGGUUUAUUGCACUAGCUGUACUCAACUCGGCCAUGAACCCAAUCAUCUACACGCUGGCCAGCCGUGAGAUGAGACGGGCCUUCCUGGCUCUGGUUUGUGGCAUUUGCUAUAAGGCAAAGGUGUCGGUGAAUGGCAGUGGGAAUAGGCAUUCCCUGGAGCCCAGCCGGAGCAGGAGCAAAUCAUGGAGCAGCCAGAACAACCAGAACCAGCCGAGGGAUCAGGAGACCGACACUGGAACAAAAGAGCGUGAUGAUCAGGAGGGUGUUGAGAGUGAUGGGAAAGACUGAAAGAAGGGUUCAAGCAAUCAAACUAAAAGAGUUACCUCCUUAAACUGGAAAGAUGUUUGAGACUGAAAGUCAAUUUAACAUGACUCAUAUUUGAUAUGAAGAUUGGACUAUACUUGUGCUCCAGCACAGAGGUUUCACUUUGGUGUCUGAUGUAUACAAAUCAUUAGCAUCUAUAAUUGAAAAACUCAUGAAAGCUCACUUUACAUUACAUUCAGUAAAGAAACUAAAUAUCAUAUAACCAAUUGUGGUCAUUUUACAGGUAACUGUCUAGAAUAUAAAGAGCAGUAUAUUAAAGGUGCAUUUCCACAGAACAGGGCAGCUCACGACUAGUUAAGAUCUUAGAGAUUCUUACUGUAGUUUUUAAAUAAAGUGUUCUGCCAGAGUGACAUAAAACAGCCAUAACUAUCAAAGCAGAAUAUAUGGAUUAAUCAGCAUGCAACAUUUUUUUAGAAAGUGCAUUUAUAGUUCCACAACAAACUGAAGCAUGAUUGUAUUGUUAUUGAAAAGGAGACAGCUGAGUGUAUUUAUUAAUGUAUGUGCAAUGCAUUUUUAUAUUUACCCUUUGACCUCUUUAUGAGCUAUAUUUGGAGUAACUGAGAUAUAGUGCUGAAACUGCAUCUGGCCCAUCUCUUCAGCAUUUUAACUAUUGCAGUUGCCCUUUUAGUAAUACUGGGGGCCCCUCUGCUGGUCAGGUGUAGUACUGCAGCAAAUUCAGGAUUUAAUUGUUGCACUCUUGGUGGAAUAUAGAGGUUGUGUAAAAGCGUGAAGAGACGUUUGGAUACUGCAUGCCAAAAACAAUAUUUACCCUAUGUAUAUGGUGCAAUAUAUCAACUUUAAAAGUAGAGAUAAAAAAAAAACAAGUUCAAGAUCUGAAAUCACUUAUGAUAAAGCAGUGAAGAUUGCAUCUGUUCUCUGAAAGCAUACAUUUUCUCUGUUUUCUGUUUUCUCUGUGCAGUUCUCACAUUAAAGUUGGAGUGAUCAUGUGCCACUUUAAAACUGUGAAGUCUCCAUUUCAAAGAAUAUGGAACUGAUUAACUUUGACAUACAUUUGCACCUGAAAUUAUUCAACUCCCUUUACAAGUUAGGUUUAUUGGUAAAUCCUACAACCAAGCUGCUGUUUGCAGCACAACAAAUUAAAACAAAAUGACACUUGCUGCAGUAUCACAUUUUUUUCACCUAAUCAUGAGAAGUCUCUUUAGUACUUAGUAGAGCUUCCUUUCCUGUUAUGAUCUGCUCUGCUGCCAACAUGAUUGAUAACCAGAAACCAGCUUCUGGGAACGUUCCUGAUGAACCUUAGCCCACUCCUUAUGGGUAAAGGCCUCCACUUCCUUAAUGUUCUUGGGUUUGUGUACUGCAACUACUUUUUACAAAUCCCAUCAUGCUAUAUGAUGGCAGCAAAUUUUCUAGGACUUCUUUUGAAACCAAACUUUGGUGAACCUUGAUAUAUGCUUGGGAUCAUUGUUCUGCUUGAAGGUCAUUGGAUGUCCAAGCUUCAGCUUCCUCACAGAUGGCUUGAGAUUUUUUUUCCAGGAUAUCAUGGGACUUGACUGAAUUCAUCAUUCCAGUGCCAGAUGAGGCAAAGCAGCCCCAGAGAGCAGAAUUACAAAACAUCUUUGGCAUAUUUAUAUAGUUUUGAGCAAACUGAAUCUGACCUGUCCUGUGCUUUUGUGCCAGUAAUGGGGUAUGGUUCUGUCAUGAAGCCCUCACCGUGAAAACUAAAAACCUCAGUGGCUGCAACAAUCAAGUUUUGCAGGACGUCUUUUACAGUCAGUUCAGGGCUUUUGGGACCCGCUUCCUCAGAAAACUGGGGACAGUUUCCUCUUUUUGCCAUGUCCAGGUUGUGCAGCCACUGUUUUAGAUUUAAAUAAAUUACAAAUUAUCCUUCUAACUUUUUCUCUUGGAAUAUUCAGUCAUUCCUAUGUUUUUAUUUCAUUUUCUUGUUUGUAUGAGGGAAAGAUCUCUUCAUUGAACUUUGUGGACAAUUUUCCUGGCUUAGCCACAUUUCUACAAUGCAAUGAAACAUUACCAUCCACAGUUCAGGCAUCUGAGGUGUUCUACCUCAAGCACAUGUGAUGCAACUAAUGAAGCCCUUCGCCGGUUCCAUCAGAUGUACCUGAGACGACAUCUGAUUUGCAAAUAUAUACACUGAUGAAGAAGUCCAUUUAGGGGCUUGAAUAUUGAGGUUGCUGUGGUCAUUAAAAGUAGGACUUACUGUUGAAUUCAAACAAGAAUCAGACUUGAUUUUCAUUAUGCGUAGUUCAAAGAAAUUAAAUCUUCGUAGUAUUAGUUUUAUUUAACUACCCAAACUGUUCUUGAAUAAUUUGUUUAUUGCAAACACUUGUAAAAUGUUGAAUGUUGUCAAUACUGAAUACUUUUAGGUGCAACUGUAUUAGUGCUGUUUGUGUACAGCUGCAUGCAACCAUUUCCAAAUCAUCUUUAUUUUUAUAUUUCUAUUGGACACGCAGUUUUCAGCUACAUCUUAGUUUUUAAUUAUUAACAUCUGACACCGCAAAUUAGCCAACUGUCAAUGGAGAACCUUGCAAGCUCUGAAUUUCCAGGUGUUUAAAUAUAUAAAGCAUAACGCUGUUACACUUUAUGUCCAUGUAAAUCUUUUAUCGUGGUCUGUCAACAAUUUUCAAUGGAAAAGCUCAAAGUAUGAAAUUCAGUCCGGUCUUUUCUUAUUUAAUACAUGUCUUACCUCAGUUUGUAACUUUGCAAAGGGCCAGAAAAAAAAUUUAAUUCCUGCUUAUCUUCAGUGAUUAUGAUCAAGACUGUACACCAGAAACUAAGUUUAUUUUUUUGAAACUGCACUCAUUGCUUAGAAUGAAUGAAGAAAUGUACAAAAGUGAGUGUUUGGUAUGCAUGUUACACUUAAAUAUUAAUCUGAGGAUAAAAAUAAUGACCUGAUUUUUUUCUCAGCAGGUAAUUGUACCAAUAAUGCGGCAUACUUCUGUCAGUCAUUUAUUAUUCCUCUUAAUGCAAAGAAUAAAAUACAUUUUGAGGUGACUAUGA
Molecule: messenger RNA, 4480 nt
Organism: Girardinichthys multiradiatus
Lineage: Eukaryota; Metazoa; Chordata; Actinopteri; Cyprinodontiformes; Goodeidae
Product: sphingosine 1-phosphate receptor 3-like
Exons: 2
Coding region: 374-1468 (364 amino acids)
Biological process (GO): G protein-coupled receptor signaling pathway
Cellular component (GO): membrane
Molecular function (GO): sphingosine-1-phosphate receptor activity
Source: RefSeq, a predicted model, not a curated record